Messenger RNA from Microthlaspi erraticum, 2031 nucleotides. Lineage: Eukaryota; Viridiplantae; Streptophyta; Magnoliopsida; Brassicales; Brassicaceae. The record is from the annotation of a GenBank genome assembly.
AUGCUCAAACCGUUGCUUCUUCUCCAAUCGUUCUUCUUCUUCCUCUUCAAUGUUGUUUUCGUCGGAGGACGGCGAAUUGGCGGCGGUUUCUCGGCGGAGGAGAAUCCGUUCACUCCUAAAGCGUCUCUGGUUCGUUACUGGAACAAGGAGAUCCGUAGCCAAUCUCUCAGAUCGGAGUUUCUAAUCUCCAAGGCUUCGCCGCUAAACGCCGUCGACUCGGCGACUUUCGCAAAACUCGCCGCCCAGAACUCGCUCCCGACUCGUCUCCCCGAUUUCUGCUCCGCCGCGAACCUCUUCUGUUUCCCGGAUUUGAGCCCGAGUCUCGAGAAGCACAGCGACGACGUCAAGUUCUCCGUCUACGACCAGAAAAACUUCACCAACUACGGCAAUGCCAAACCGCUCCCGACUCGUCUCCCCGAUUUCUGCUCCGCCGCGAACCUCUUCUGUUUCCCGGAUUUGAGCCCGAGUCUCGAGAAGCACAGCGACGACGUCAAGUUCUCCGUCUACGACCAGAAAAACUUCACCAACUACGGCAAUGCCAAACCCGGCGGCGCCGACUCGUUCAAAACUUACUCGAAAGACGGAAAUGUCGUCACCGAUUCGUUCCGGAGGUACAGCCGUAACUCGGAGGCUCACGACGAUAAAUUCACCGUUUACGCCGACAGCAGCAACGUCGUCGAGGAAAACUUCAAUUCCUACGGAACUUUCGGGACCGGCGGCGUCGGCGAAUUCACAAACUACCAGAACAACGUUAACAACCCGACGAGCCGAUUCACGGCGUAUUCCGACGGCGGUCUCGGUCGCACUCAGACAUUCAAGACAUACACGAAAGACGCCAACGCCGGUAACGGCCAAUCGUUCACCAGCUACGGCAAAAACGGAAACGGAUUACCCAACGAAUUCUCCUCCUACGGCGAAUCCUCUAACGUAAUCGGCUCCGGUUUCUCCAAUUACGGCGAGAAAACAAACGUCGCCAACGACAGCUUCACCAGCUACGGAACCGACGGCAAUGUCCCGCAGAACAACUUCAAAAACUACGGCGAUUCCGGUAGCAACUCCGACGACACCUUCGCGAAUUACAGAGACAAGGCCAACGUCGGCGACGAUUCGUUCUCCUCCUACUCCAAAGACUCGAGCAACAGCAAGGUCAAUUUCGUAAAUUACGGCAAAUCCUUCAAUCCCGGAUCGGAAACUUUCACCGGUUACGGCAAAGGAGCUAUCGGAAACAUAAUCGGAUUCAAAAUCUACACUCCAAACUCGACUUUCAAAGAAUACGCCUCCAAAAAGGGGGCCAGCUUCGCCAAAUACAACGUCUCUUCCACUUCCGCCACCACCGCCGGCGAUGGCAAAACCGUUAAUAAGUGGAUCGAGCCGGGCAAAUUCUUCAGAGAAUCGACGCUCAAAGAAGGAACAGUGAUUCCGAUGCCUGACAUUAAGGAUAAAAUGCCUAAAAGGUCGUUUUUACCCCGGACCAUAAUCUCGAAACUACCCUUCACCACAUCCAAAAUCGGAGAGAUCAACAGAAUUUUCCACGCCGGAGAGAACUCGUCGAUGGGGCACAUAAUCACCGACGCGGUGACCGAGUGCGAGAGGCCCGCGAGCGCCGGUGAGACGAAGCGGUGCGUCGGAUCGGCGGAGGACAUGAUUGAUUUCGCAACGUCGGUGCUCGGUCGCAGCGUGGUGGUCCGGACGACGGAGAACACGGCCGGGUCAAAGCAAAAGGUGAUGAUCGGUAAAGUCAACGGAAUCAACGGCGGGAAAAUAACGAAAGCGGUUUCGUGUCAUCAGAGUCUGUACCCGUAUCUACUGUACUACUGCCACUCGGUACCUAAGGUUCGGGUCUACGAAGCUGAUAUUCUGGAGUUGAACAGUAAGACCAAGAUCAACCACGGAAUCGCCAUCUGUCACAUUGACACGUCAUCUUGGGGUCCGAACCACGGAGCUUUCUUAGCUCUCGGGUCGAAACCGGGUCGGAUCGAGGUUUGUCACUGGAUAUUUGAGAACGACAUGAACUGGGCUAUCGCCGAUUAA